GUUUCUGCCUCCAACACCGUUUCUUACAACGACCGCCUUCGUGGCCAUACCCUGCUCACUCUCAUCUAGAACUUCCCGUUCUCUUUCACUUCUCGACACUCACGCUUCAUAAUGACCAACACCUCCGUCAAUCCUUCUGAAGUCGGCUGGCAAUUCGUUCCUCAGUACUACACUUUUGUCAACAAACAGCCCCAUCGUUUGCACUGUUUCUAUACUAAAGCAUCCACUUUCAUUCACGGUACUGAGGGCGAGGACGGCAAGCCGUGUUUCGGACAGCAGGAAAUCCAUGCCAAGAUUACAUCGAUCGGAUUCCAGGACUGCAAGGUCUUCAUCCACUCUGUUGAUGCACAAUCUUCAGCAAAUGGUGGCAUCAUUAUCCAGGUCAUAGGUGAAAUGUCAAAUAACGGCGAGCCAUGGCGCAAGUUCGUGCAGACGUUCUUCCUGGCUGAGCAACCCAACGGUUAUUUCGUGCUCAACGACAUCUUCCGCUUCUUGAAGGAAGAGAGCGUUGACGAUGACCAAGCCAGUGACUUCGGCGGUUCCCAGGUUCAGGAACAACCUACCGUCCAAGUUCAAGAGCCCGCACCUCCCGCUCCUUCUACACCUGCACCUCCAGCUCCACCACCUGUUGAGCCUGAGCCUGAACCUGCGCCUGUUCCUGCACCAACGCCGCCUGUUGUCGAGGAGGUCCCUGCGCCCGAGCCGGAGCCCCAACCCCAACCCAACGGAAUUCACGAGCACGAAGCUGAGUCUGCGCCUGAGCCUGAACCCGCUGCUCCUUCUGCUCCUGAACCCGUUGCCACCGCUUCCCCUCCCCCUGUUUCCCCUGUCAUCGCUCCCCAGACAUUAGCCCCUUCUCCCGCCCCUGCCGCCCAGCAACCGCCGCAACCACACGCUCCUCAACCUGCACCUGUUUCAGAACCUGUACCGCCUACACCUAGUGCGCCGCCCAAGCCCAAGUCAUGGGCUAGCUUGGCUGCUGCAGGUUCUAACAAGUGGGGUUCGGUUGCUCAGGAGACCAGGGGAAUCAGUGAGGUUCCUGCUGCUAGCAGCUCACCUGGGCCUCCAAGUGGUCCUCAGUCCCCUGCCCCUCAUGCUCGUCCUGCUGGUCAGACCCAACCACCGGCGUUGCAGGCGGCGUCAUCGGUGACCACUGCUCAAUGCUUUGUCAAGGGCGUUACCGAACAUGUGUCAGAAGCUGCUCUCAGGAGCACGCUCCAACAACGGUUUGGUCCUCUCAAGAACCUCGAAGUCGUCCCCAGCAAAGCUUGCGCAUUCUUCGAGUUCAACACCGUCGACGCUGCUCGCAGAGCUAUCAUUGCUUCUCUUCCUCCAAAUCAGGGAGGCGAGGGUGGGAUCCGUAUUGGUAAUCCUCAGGAUAGUCAUGCACACAGAGUGGUCGUCGAGACUCGCAAGGAACGUGGUGAACGUCCGCCGCCACGAGGUCCGCCUGUCAAUGGUGGUGACAGCCGUCGUGGGGGUGGUGGAUUCCGUGGACGAGGAGCGCCGGGAGGUGGGCGUGGCCGUGGUGCUGGACCUCAGAAGUAGAUCGUUUGGAUUUGCGACUGGGGGAAGGGGGUGGGUGUGUGGAAGGGAUUGAGUAGGGGGAGGUACAUGGACUGAGGGAGGUCUACCUUCAGGCCUGGGUCGGAUUACUAUUGGUAUUCGAGUCCAGUUAUUCUUUUGGUGGACUUUUUCGUUGGUUACGGUUCUCUCCUUUGCUUUUUUCUGGGUGUAGUGUGUGAUGUGAUGUGAUGUGAUGUGAUGCUGCAUAAAAGUACCAAAAGUGCUAUUUGUUUUUGUUCUCUUCUGUUCAUGAGAGUGUUGUUUCAUGACCUGAUUUGUCUUUUUCAUGUUCGUCUUUUUUUCACGAGUCCUUCCUCCUUCUCCAUUCUUGAUGUGAUGUCCCUUGCACGUUCGUUAUCGUCGACGCUUUCUCCUUGUUGUUUGCACUCUUUGGGAACGUGAUAUCUUUCGAAACCACCAAGUUCAUGUUGUGAGCCACCUAAGGACUCGGGAACGCGAUCAAUUGUCGUGUGUCUUUAUCAUGAGAUAACGAGCGCUAAUAUUGGAUCGAAAACAUUGAAGCCACAUGUACACUCAACUUGCCACUAGGUACAACAACUUCGAGCUCCAGCUCCAACUUCAAGCUUC
This is a messenger RNA of Somion occarium, 2154 nucleotides long. Lineage: Eukaryota; Fungi; Basidiomycota; Agaricomycetes; Polyporales; Cerrenaceae. The record is from the annotation of a GenBank genome assembly.